This is a messenger RNA of Lodderomyces theae, 8127 nucleotides long. RefSeq names its product Gcn1p (gene GCN1). The transcript is spliced from 2 exons. Gene Ontology annotation, molecular function: protein kinase regulator activity; metal ion binding. Gene Ontology annotation, cellular component: cytosol. Gene Ontology annotation, biological process: cellular response to amino acid starvation; regulation of translation. The coding region runs from base 1 to 8127 and encodes 2708 amino acids. The record is from RefSeq and is a predicted model, not a curated record. NCBI's taxonomy places the organism in Eukaryota, Fungi, Ascomycota, Pichiomycetes, Serinales, Debaryomycetaceae.
AUGUUUGCUAGUGCUUCUACAUUCAACACAUACAGCCCAGAACACAAGAGGGUACCAUCACUUUCCUCAGUUUCGUCAUCAAAUUCAAUAGUCGAUUUCAGCUCGGGAGACUUACUACCAGAUCUUUGGCAAAUUUCAUCCAACGAGUCAGUAGAGUCUGACUAUUCAAGCGCUUUUACAUUCUCCAAACGGCCACAACUGCAAUUACACGAACAACCACAACCACAAUUGCAACAGUUACAACCACAACUACACUCGCCUUGCUUCAGCCCCUUCCGGGGCAAUACACAAUUUUCACCGUUCAAUGAUGUUCGGGGUACAGUAGUGUUUCCCGAGGUGAGCGCAAUUUCUCAAAAGCACCUGCCCAUACAGAGCACCUCUCCACUAUGGCAUAACCCUUCCUCGCAAUCAUCCAUUUGCCAACCAACAUGGACCUUACAAAAGCCACUGGUCGUCGUUCAUGACCCACAACAAACACAUUCACGAGACAAUGAAGUCCCACGCAGCUCCCCUCCAUACCAGCCCCCCAAGACGAAAUCAGUAAACACUCAAUUAUACAAGACAGAAUUGUGUGGACCAUUUAUGAAGACAGGGUGCUGCCCUUACGGUCUCAAGUGCCAGUUUGCACACGGAGAAGCAGAAUUGAAGCACAUUGAGCGACCACCAAAAUGGAGAUCAAAACCGUGCGCCAAUUGGGCAAAACAUGGAAGCUGCAGCUCAUCCUUAAAAGAAAGGCUCGGCACUUUGAAAUCAAUUGAGCUGAAUUUGGAUGUCAUUGAAAAGAUUGAGUUGCAAGCUGUUGCAAAUGCGUUGCUCAGCACAUACAACUUUUACCAAGACACCGACUCGAGAAAUGCCGUGCUAAAUGCAUUGCUCAGGAUAUGCACGACAGAGGAGAAAUUCUUGCCAUAUUAUGUGAAUUUCAUCGCAAAAGAGACUUCAGGGACAACCUUGGCCAUCACGGACUACUUGACUCUCCUUCAAUGGAUAAACACAUUCAACAUAGAGCUAGCAAGAAAAAAGAGUCUCGGUGGAGAGUGUGUCACGCUUCAAGCCAAGCUAUUUGUCAAGUGCACCGAACAUGAAACCAAGUCAACCAGACAUUUGGAUAGAGUUACAAAGUCUGCCGUCACGGCAACGAAAACAAGCAUUGCCAAUACACUACUCGAAGAUGACACAUAUAUGGAUCUUGUAAUUGAUGAGGAAUGUUUUGCUUUGUUUGGCGUGUUGAACACUGCAGCAAACGAGCUCGUACCAAAGAAGCCAUCCAUACUUGAAAGGUUGAAGGGCAAUGACGCAAAGGUAUUGAAUAUAUUUAUCAACUUGGUCUUGUUAGGAAAAAAGUCUCCUUCUAAGUUUGAAGUUGAACAAUUUGGUCUGUGCGUGGAGACAUUGGUCAACGAGGAAAACUUUGCCUCGCUUUUGCUUCCAGCGAUUGAAAAGGCUAUCCUUAGGUCUUCGGAAAACUCUUUUGGCAUAGUGCUUCCCAUAUUCUUCAAGCAUCUACAGGUAAAAAUUACACCAUCGCAAAAGCUCUUAUCUUCAAUCAUAUCCGGAAUCAAGUCCCAGAAAGAGCACGUUAGGGUAGGUGCAUUUGAAACAUUGGAGUUGGUGAUUGCAAAUUCAAAAGAAGACAUUUCUGACGAGAUAAUCAAAGCCAUAAAAACAACAACAAAUGCAGAAUCAAAAUCAUUGUUGAUAAAAAGUCUCAUCAGAUCCACUGCUUCUGAAAAGGUGAUAGACGCGUUACUUCCUCUAGUGGCAAAAGAACAAAAUGAGAUGUCGUUGAGCAGCUUGGUUGACGUCUUUGCAUACCACACUUUUAAAUCAGACAAAUUUGACGACAAUGUAGUCAAAGCAUUCGCUACCGGAUUCAAGUCAAAGUUCAAACGCGUGUGGUUUGUCGAGUAUGGGAAACACGCCUUAGGUAAACAACAACCAGACUUUGAUGCCGUCUUUACUGAAACGUUGUCUGAAAUUGAAAAAUCACCAGCGGCAAACAUCAAAAACAUUGCGUGCGCGUUUGUGGUACUAGCACUCACCCACAAGGACUCCUCCUUGCUUGAUGAGACAAAGAUUUUCGAGAAAUUGGACGCCACCGACUUGUACUGGUUUGUAAAAGAUUUGUACAACCACCCUAGAGGAUGGUUGUAUGUGCUCACCGGAAAGAAGGUUCCCUACAGCGUAAAGAAACACGCACAAGAACGGUUCAAACAGGAGAUCGAGGUCAACUUGUCGUUGAGUGAUGGCAUCAUUGACGAGGCAUACGUGCUAGACACGGAAACACAUAAUCCGAGAGAUCUUAGUGUCGUAUUUUCCAUCUUAACUCAAGUGAAAUCAACUGAUCAAGCGAAAUCAAACGCCGUGAGAUUAAUCAUUGUGGCAAAUGACCCAAAAAUCCGCAUAAAUGGCGGCUGGAUCGGGCUUGUACAAAGAAGUGGACACAAGAUUGACAUUGGGACAUUGGUCAAACACAACUACGAACAGAUCUUUACCGAUUGUGUAUCUCAACAAACCCCAAACUCAAUAAAAGCCCUUGCCAUUACCGCGUUUGUCCAACCAAACUUAGCAGGGACAAUCACUAAAUUUAUCGAUGAAAGUUUGACUGUUGAGCACAUAGACGAGGUGUGCAAAGCCAUCUAUUAUGGAAAAGAGGGGGAAAUGGUGAUUGAUGUCACUGCAAAGAAACCCAAGGCGUUGGACAAGAAUGCCAGGGACUACGAAAUCAGAGCUUGGGAAGAGUCGAUUGGGAAAGAAUUGAAACAGGCCAAAAAAUUGACACCUGAAGAAAAGAAGCUCGUUGCGGAGCAAAUUGCCAAGGAGUCGAAGAUUAGAAGUGAAAUUAGCAGCACAGUCGCAAGAGUGAAUUUUGCCAUUGGAUUGAUUGACGAGCUAGCUGCGCAGGCCAGCGUAGUCAACAAUGGUGCCGAAUCCUGGCUUCCAACAAGCGUGAAAAAGUUGCUUGACUUGGCCAUUUCAGAAGGCGAUUUCUUCAAUAGCGCAUCCUCAUUUAUCAACCUCUCCACCUUGAUCUCCCCAAGAUUUGAAAUUUUGAAAAAAUUUGUUGGUGUGGCAACUUUACGAUUGUAUGGAGUCAAGGUGGAACUGCAAUACGAAGAGGAGCCAUUGGAAUCACUUCUUGGCAGAAUAUUAUACCGUGUCAAGAUAUUGAGCGAUCAAAACCCCUUGGAUGCUGUUUCCCUAGCCUAUGUCCUUCCAUUAUUGAUCAAAGUUUUGCAAAUUGGACAAACGGCCGCUUUCAAAAACUCAAAGAAAAUUGCAGUCACCUCGGAGUUUGUUGAGAAUGACCCGGAAGAAGAGCAUUUACUUUUGGGUGUGGAAAUUAUAUCUGCUCACGCUGAAUUGUUUGCUGAUGCAGGUAUCCCAAGAACUAGCAUUUUGACGAUUUUGGUCAGCCUCAUGGCGGUUCCAUCCAAAGCCAAGUUGGUGAAGGAAUGCUUUCUUUCGUUGUGCCAGUACAUUGCCGUAAACAUAUCUCAAGAGGAUUUACAGUUGUUGUUGGAAAAUGUGGUAUCUCCACAUGUGUUUGUCAGGUCAACCAUCUUGGAAGGAUUGGAUUCCGAAUUUGAACUAACCGAAUACUCAAAGGAAGUUUAUGUUGAGACUUACGACACCGACAACAAUUGCCGAGAGUUAGCGCAAACAAUCUGGGAGGACAACUCAUUGAGUGUUGCUGAUACAACAAACUUGCUUGCAUUGUUUGGUUUACAAGACGCUGGGUUGCGGUUAUCAGUGGCGCAAGCAUACAGAGACGCCUCGAUACAAACUCACCCCAACUUGGAAGAAUUGUUCAACUUUUACAUUGAAAAAAAGAACCCACCAGCACCAAAAUUGGACGAGUUUGGUCUUGUUAUAAAGUCGACGAUUGAUCAAAGAGACAGAUGGGAGGAGAGAUCCACCAUUGCCCUUGCACUCAAGUUUCUUGUACCACAUUUAUCUGAGUCCGACGUUGAAAAGCUUUUCAAGUUCCUUGUACAAGAAGCCUUGGGCGAUAAGGAUCAGAAUGUGCGCCAGCAGUAUCAAGAUGCCAGUGUUGCUGCCAUUGAAGUCCACGGAGCAAAGAAUGUUGAGGCAUUGAUUAGAAUCUUUGAAGAAAGCUUACAAGCAAAGAAUAUCAAAGAGCCCAUUGUUGUGUUGUACGGCACAUUGGCACGUCACUUGAAAUCAACAGAUGGCCGUUUGCAGGUGAUUUUUGAUCGUUUGAUGAAAUCGUUGGAUACGCCAAAUGUCCAGUUUGCCGUGUCCGAGUGUAUUGCACCUUUGGUGCCAUCUUUUAAAGACGAACUUCCGGGAUACUUUGAGUCUCUAUUUAACACUUUGUUUACUGGCAAAACCCUUGCCAAGCGUCGUGGUGCCGCAUUUGGUAUUGCUGGUUUAGUUAAAGGUGACGGUGUCCGUGCAUUGUCAGACUACGAUGUCAUUAGAACUUUAACCGACGCCUCUGAUGAUAAAAAAGAUGCAAUCAAAAGAGAAAGUGUUUCGCUAGUAUUUGAAAGUUUGUCCAAGAGUUUGGGGAAAUUUUUUGAGCCAUUUGUGUUUGAAAUUUUGCCAAUCAUUUUGAAAAGUCUUGGUGAUAUGCUGGGCGAGGUUAGAGUUGCCACUGAUAAUGCAGCAAAGGAGAUCAUGAAAAACACUACAUCAUUCGGUGUUAAAAAACUCAUUCCCUUGGCCAUUUCCAACCUUGAUGAAACGGCAUGGAGAUCGAAAAAGGGGUCAGUCGAGUUGCUUGGUGCUAUGGCUUAUCUUGACCCAGAGCAAUUGUCAGCAUCGUUGUCAAUCAUCAUUCCUGAAAUCGUUGGUGUAUUGAAUGACACACACAAGGAAGUUAGAAAAGCGGCCGAGCAAUCGCUCAAACGGUUCGGUGAAGUUAUCAGAAAUCCCGAGAUUCAACAAAUUGUGCCUUACUUGAUAAACGCCAUCGGCGACCCAACCAAGCAUUUGGACGAAGCAUUGGACAAAUUAACAAAGACCCAGUUUGUGCAUUACAUCGACAGCUCGUCGUUGGCAUUGAUCAUCCAUGUCAUCCAUCGUGCAAUGAAGGACAGGUCGGCCUCCACAAAGAAGAAAGCUUGUCAGAUUGUGGGUAAUAUGGCCAUUUUGGUUGACUCAAAAGACUUGCAACCGUACUUGAACGAGUUGGUGGAAGAGUUGGAGACUGCCAUGGUUGACCCAGUACCAGCCACGAGAUCAACGGCAGCCAGAGCAUUGGGUUCGUUGGUUGAGAAGCUAGGCGAGGAGCAAUUCCCUGGCUUGAUUCCAAAAUUGAUUGCUACUUUACAAGACGAGUCGAAAGCCGGGGAUCGUCUUGGUUCGGCACAAGCAUUAUCGGAGGUUGUAUGUGGACUUGGUACAAACAAGUUGGAAGAGCUUUUGCCAUCCAUUAUUUCUUCGGCAUCGUCACCCCGCGCGGCAGUCAGGGCCGGGUUUAUGCCGCUUUUGCUUUUCUUGCCUGUUUGCUUUGGUUCUCAGUUUGCUCCUUACUUGAAUCGUAUCAUUCCUCCAAUAUUGAAUGGAUUGGCUGACCAAGAUGAAGAGAUUAGAGAAACUGCAUUGAGGGCAGGUAGAUUGAUUGUUAAGAAUUACGCCAAAAAGGCUGUUGAUUUGUUGUUGCCAGAAUUGGAAGCAGGAUUGUCCAAUGAAUCAUACCGUAUCCGUCUUUCUUCAUUGGAACUUACCGGAGACUUGUUAUUCCAAAUCACUGGACUUUCUGGCAAAAACGAACUUGUUGAAGAUCAAAUGGUUAGCAAAACACUUGCACAAGUCUUGGGUCAAGAACGUCGUGACCGUAUCUUGGCAGCCUUGUUUGUUUGUCGUUCCGAUGUUGCAGGUAUGGUUAGAAAUGCUAGCGCCGAUAUUUGGAAAGCGCUUGUUGCCAACACUCCAAGAACAGUUAAGGAGAUUUUGCCCACUUUGGCAUCAUUGAUUGUACAAAAAUUGGCAUCCGAUGAUGAAACACAAAGGACAAUUGCUGCUCAAACUUUGGGUGAUAUGGUGCGUCGUGUCGGUGCCAAUGCAUUGCCACAAUUGUUGCCAUCAUUGAAAGAUGCCAAGGACCAAGAAGGUGCUUGUAUUGCGUUGACAGAGUUGAUCAAAUCCACUUCAUUGGAAGGACUCACCACUUACAAGGAUACAUUUAUCAGCAUCAUUUACGAUGGUCUUAUCACGCAGGACAAGCCUACUAGAAACGCUGCCGCACAAGCAUUUGAACAAUUAUACGAGCAAAUUGGCAAAGUGGUUAUUGAUGAAAUUAUCCCACAGUUGUUGUCGGAAUUGGGCAACUCUUCGGCAUCUUUACUCGCAUUGAAGGAAUUAAUGGCUUCAAAAUCAGAAAUCAUUUUCCCCAUCACGUUGCCUUCAUUGUUGGAGCCACCUGUUGAUGCAGUGGCUUUGGCCUCGUUGGCAUCGGUUGCAGGUACUGCAUUGUACAAGAGAUUGUCAACCAUUUUGAACACAUUGAUAGCUUCAAUCAUUGCUGGCGACGAAAUUUCAGAAGAGUUUAACCAAGUCUUGUUAUCGGUUGAAGAUGAUGGAGCGCAUUUGUUGAUGCAACAACUAUUGGCAUUGAUGAAGCAUGAGGAUCCACAAAUCAGAGAAGUCAUUUUUGCCCAAACUAAGGACUUUUUCGAACAUGCCACAUUGGACUACUCAAUGUACCUUGAGGAUAUUGUUUACCAAAUGAUUCUUUCCUUGGCAGAUCCAUCACCAAAAGUGGUCAAGGCUUCAAUGGAGUCGCUAACAGUUUUAAUCAAACAACAACCAAAGGAGUUGUUGGAAAAAUUGGUCAAGCCAUCGUACCAAGCACUCAGAUUAACCGGUGCCGCAGUACACGCAUUUGCCUUGCCAAAGGGGCCCAACUCUAUCCUCCCCGUAUUUUUGCACGGGUUGAUGUACGGGUCUUCUGAUCAACGUGAAUUGUCAGCGUUGGCUAUAGCUGAUAUCAUAGAAAAGACGCCAUCAGAAAACUUGCGUACUUUGGCAACAACAUUGACUGGUCCUUUGAUUAGAGUCAUUGGUGAAAAAGUGGCUUCCAACAUCAAGUCGGCCAUUCUUGUGGCAUUGAACAACUUGUUGGUCAAGAUUCCUCAAUUCUUGAGACCAUUCAUCCCGCAAUUGCAAAGAACUUUUGUGCGUUCGUUGAGCGAUGUUUCAAACGAUACAUUGAGAAAACGUGCAGUUGUGGCGUUAUCGACAUUGAUCAAACACCAGCCAAGGGUUGACUCUUUGAUUACCGAGUUGGUGACAAACUCCAAAUCCACUGAUGAUUCCGGAGUCAAGGCGUCGAUGUUGCAAGGAAUGUUGGCCGUGGUUGAGUUGAAGGGUAAGGAGUUGAAUGAAGCGUCAAAAACGAGUUUGCUAUCGGUGGUUGAAGAGGAGAGCAUUGACUCGGUCUCUUCUGCCAAGUUGUUGGGUUCUUUGGCCAAUGUUUUGACACCCGAGGAGACAACAGUUUUGUUGCAGAAAAAGGUCCUCAAUUCGCAAAGCAAGUUUUCAAUCUUGGCCAUAAAUGCAUUUUUGAAGUAUGCUCCAGAGUUAGUGAAGGGCAAUCACGAAGUUGUCGACUUUGUUGCCGCUUGUUCUGACUCCACCAAUCCAUAUAUUACUGACAAUGCCACAAUUGCCAUUGGUAAAUUGGUUCUCAGUGGUGUGAGUGAUGAAUCAUUGUACAAACAAUUGGCCAAGAACGCUAUUCAGCCCAACUCGGCAUCUCCAGAUACAAGAAGGUUGUCAUUGAUUGUGAUUAGGACUGCUGCUCAUAAAAGGGCCAUCCCUUACGAGUAUCUCGACUUCCUUGUCCCUAGUGUGUUUAGCUCAGUUCGUGAUCCGAUAAUUCCGAUCAAAUUGGCCGCUGAAAAGGCGUAUUUGGAAGUGUUCUCCGUUGUUGAUCUGGAGUUGAAGGUUUUUGACGAGUGGUUCAAUGGUAGGACCGAGAUUAGUACAGUCACUGGAGCCACAAUUGUGCCUAGAUCCGUAGGCGACUACACAAAGAGAGUUGCUGUUCGGUUAGCAAAUGUUGAGAGAGAGCGUAUCGAACAAGGUGGUGACGAAGAGACUUUGUUUAGUGAUCGGAUCGAAGACGAGAAAGAAAUUUGGUCCGUUGGUAUAUAA